CCCGCGCGGGCUGUGGCACGGAAAGUUGGGCUUAGCGACGCCAGCUCCGACGAGGCGGUGGAUGAGCGGACCAAGCCCAUCAGCAGCCAAGCCAAAGUCGGGCCGCCAGCGCGGAACAGUGGGCUCAGCUCGAACAGCUCGGACCAGGAGGCGGCGAAGCCCGCGCGGGGUGUGGCACGGAAGGCUGUGCUCAGCGACGCCAGCUCCGACCAAGAGGCGGUUGAGCAAGCCAGGCCUGGCAUUGCCCAAGCUAAUGGCGAGUCGCCAGCGCGUCACACCGAGCUCAGUUCCGACAGGUCGGACCAGGAAGCGACGAGGCCCACAAGCGGUGAAGCCAGCGCCCCCGCAGGGAAGGCUGGGAGGAGCGACGCCAGCUCCGACCAGGCUGCGGUUGAUGUUCCCUCCCCCGAUGGCAGUCGGGCCAAGCUCGCAUCGCCGGCUGCGGACGCCGGGCUCGGCGCUGACAGCUCGGACCAGGAGGCGCCGAAGCCGUCGCCUGGCGAGAGUGGCGCCCACACGUGGAAGGCGGCCGGGCUCAGGGACGCCAGCUCCGACCAGGAUUCUGCUGAUCUUCCCCUGCCAGAUGGCAAGAGGGCUGGACCACCAGCGCCGAGCGCUGGGGCAGGGCCGCUGA
Messenger RNA from Prorocentrum cordatum, 634 nucleotides. NCBI's taxonomy places the organism in Eukaryota, Dinophyceae, Prorocentrales, Prorocentraceae. The record is from the annotation of a GenBank genome assembly.